Ilex paraguariensis (yerba mate) is the source of this 2232-nucleotide messenger RNA. The record is from the annotation of a GenBank genome assembly. NCBI's taxonomy places the organism in Eukaryota, Viridiplantae, Streptophyta, Magnoliopsida, Aquifoliales, Aquifoliaceae.
AGAAGAGCGACACCAGCAAAUUCUGAUCUUUUUCUCCCCAAUCUUACAUUUCGCUCUCAUUGUCUCUUCAACCCAAACCCACGAAAAUCAAGAUCUCCACAACCCCAUCUACAGAUACACAUUUCUGUAUCUGACCAAACAAACCCAGCUAACUCUUUUUUGUUUAGGCUUUUCUUUCAAACAAAGUCCACAAUCAUGAAGAUCUCCACGAACCCACCUCUACAUGCUCUUUUUUGUAUCUAAAAAUCCAAACCCUUUUUUUAUAUUAUCCAAUUUUUUUGCUACAUUCAUUCCAUGCUUCAGAAACUAGAUAAACAGGGAAGAAAUCCACUAUGGGAGCUGAGAAGAAAUGGCUCUUCACACUCUUCUCUGCCAUAUUUAUCUCUUUUAUGCUUUUCCUUUCCUCAAUUUCUGGGUUUAGUGCCUCAUAUCAUUAUUUCACCUCCUACAAACCCUACACUUCAACCGUCCGGCACGGUCCCGGGUACCCUCCGGCAUUCGCUUACUUAAUUACGGGUGGGAAUGGCCAUAAGGACCGAAUGUUUAGAUUGCUGCUUUCAAUUUAUCAUCCGAGGAAUCGUUAUUUGUUGCACAUUGGGGCAGAUGGGUCGGACGAUGAGAGAAGGAAAUUGAUGGCUUUGAUUAGGUCUGUGCCAGUGAUUACAGCCUUUGGGAAUGUGGAUGUGGUGGGGAGACCUGAUCCGGUGACCUAUAUGGGGUCCACGAAUAUUGCUGCGGUUUUGAGGGCUGCUGCUAUAUUGUUGAAGGUGGAUAGUGGGUGGGAUUGGUUUAUAACAUUGAGUGCAUUAGAUUAUCCAUUGGUUACCCAAGAUGACUUGUCACAAGUUUUCUCCUCUGUUAGAAGAGACCUCAGUUUCAUUGAUCACACUAGUGACCUUGGAUGGAAAGAGGGUCAGAGAGUCCAGCCAAUUGUAGUUGAUCCGGGACUUUACUUGGCUAGGAGGACCCAAAUCUUUCAUGCCACAGAAAAGAGGCCAAUGCCUGAAUCUUUCAAAGUUUUUACAGGUUCUCCAUGGGUUGUCUUGAGCCGAUCCUUCCUUGAAUUUUGUGUUUUUGGCUGGGAUAACCUCCCCCGAACCCUUUUAAUGUACUCUGCUAAUGUAGCCUUAUCUCAAGAAUUCUAUUUUCAUUCUGUCAUUUGCAAUUCACCAGAGUUCAAGAACACAACUGUUAAUAACGAUUUGAGAUAUGUGGUCUGGGACAACCCCCCAAAGAUGGAGCCCCUCUUUCUCAACACGUCAGGUUAUGAGCCAAUGGUCCAAAGUGGAGCUGCUUUCGCAAGACAGUUUGAAAUAGAUGACCCAGUGCUAGAUAUGAUUGAUGAGAAGAUCCUCAAGCGUGGCCAUAACCGAGCUACCCCAGGGGCAUGGUGCACUGGCUGGAAGAUCUGGUUGAUGGAUCCAUGCUCCCAAUGGGGUGAUGUCAAUGUUUUGAAGCCAGGACCUCAAUUGAAGAAGUUUGAAGAGUCUACACACAAACUUCUCGAUGACUGGAAGUCACAGUCAAACCAGUGCAGAUGACAACAUACCAAUUAAACAAAGACCACUGUAACACGCGGUUAGUGUUUUGCUGCAUCUGAUUAUUGGCCAAUUUGAAUACCUUUGGUUGAGAGGCAUUCUUUGGUAUUUAUACAUUCUUUUUGGGGUAUUCAUCUGGGAAUGGGCUGCUCCAGUGUGAACACUGUGGGUAUGAAGUCGAGGGGCAAGAUAAAUUCAUUUCUGGUGUGGGGCUGUCACGUGGCUUUGGAGCAAGUAUAAUUGUAAAACCACCACCAGCAGUCUUCGAUCAAUAAGAGGAAUCUCCCUCCGAUGUCAUGGAUACACUGUUAUGUAUUCGAUUAUACCUUCUUGGCUUUCCAGUUGACUCUAUCCUCAAUGUUACAGCACGAGUUCAUUUUUGAAUCUUCAACCUGAUUGUGUUUUUGACCUGUCCCCUUCUUCUGCCCACAUGCAUACAUCUCAGCUAAGUAAGGUUUCUAUGUGGUUGGCCCAAAAAAUGCUGGUUCUUACGUGAGGAAGCCAUCGAUCAAUAAAAGCAUUGCUUUUGUCGAGAAGUUACUUACCUACUUGUGCCCAGAGGUGUAUCACAGACGAUUUGUUUUGGCUUUGUGGUGUACCUUACGAGGACUAUGCGAACAAAUUUCAUGUAUAGAUCUAACAUUAAAUUGUUUCAUUUUUUUCUAUUUGGAAAUUCAAGAUGAUCAAGUGCCGG